Molecule: messenger RNA, 3136 nt
Organism: Leptopilina boulardi
Lineage: Eukaryota; Metazoa; Arthropoda; Insecta; Hymenoptera; Figitidae
Product: gametocyte-specific factor 1 homolog
Exons: 5
Coding region: 346-981 (211 amino acids)
Source: RefSeq, a predicted model, not a curated record
GCAGGACUAUUACCUGUGAAAAUUCCCAAAAUUUUACCCUAAAAUAGGACCAAUGAAAUUUGAGAAUGAAUCGCACAUGCGUAGAAAUAUGGUCGGCUCCGAACCAUUUACAACUACACAAAAAUUUUAUCAUUUGUGAAUGUGAUCAUUUUGUGUACAGAACUCCGUUUAGCAUCAGCAGCAGCAACAAUCAACAUUGAAUCAGCAUUCUAACCUAGAAGUGAACAUUUACUACAAAAAAUAUUGUAGUAUUUUUAAAGAAAACUAAAUUUCUAGUUGUUUUUUUUAUUGUUUAUUUGAAAAAGUAGAAAUUACUUUAAUUAAUUUAAUCAACUAAAAUACAGGAUGUAUGGUGGUUACGAAAAUAAUCCCAGCUCAGUACUUAUUUGUCCAUAUAAUAAUCAGCACAAAAUAGCAAGAUCAAAAUUUCCAACUCAUCUUAUAAAAUGCGAAGCGAAUUAUCCAUCGAAUUAUUUGGAAAUUUGUCCAUUUAGUGCCUCGCAUCGAUUUCCUAAAGCAGAAAUAGAGAAGCACGUGUCUUCAUGUCCCAUGAAGAGAAUCGUUGAUCUUGCUUUACAUGAAAGUAGUGUAUGCUCUAACAUUUAUGGAGGAUCAAGAGCAAAUAUGGAAUUAAGAACAACAAUUGAUUUAAUCGAAUAUUGGAGCGAAGAUGAAGACGAUUCUGGCUUUGGAUCAGUAUCAUCAAACUCUCCAACUGUAAAAGAUGCUAAUAAAUUAAAUGUUUCAAAAAGUGACGAAGACAGUUAUAAUAAACCUCUCAGAGCACCUCAUGGAUAUGGACAAGUGAGACUAAUGGACGAAGAUGAUGAAGAUGAUGAAGAUGAUGAUAAUGAUGAUGAUGACGAUAACUUUUCGCCAAAAAGUUAUAUGGGAAUGGGACGAGGGAAACCAUUGCUUAGCCGUAAUGAAAUACUUAAAAGUUUUAGUAGAGGCAGAGGCAAAAUGUUAAAUCUUCCUUAACAUUUUUAAUAGCUUUCUGUAUAUUAGCGGAAAUAUUUUUGUACAAUACGAUUUUUAUGUGAUAACAUUGUUAAAUAAUCGCAAAAUAUGCAAUUUAUGUAUGCAUAUUUAUAUUUUAUCAAAACUAAUGUUUACAUAUUUUUUUUUUUUUUUUUUGACAACUUUUGAAAUUCACCAAUUUAUAAUGUAGAUAUUUAAUCUACAUUUUCUUGUUUAAUUUAUAUAUUAUAUUUAAAUGUAAGUUUUAAUCAAUGUUUUUUUAAAAUUUUAUUCUAAUUUUGAUUUAAAUUUCUAUUUAGAUCAUGAUUAAAAGAUCUAUAAUUUUCUAGAUCAUUUUACAAUAUAAUAUUGUAGUUUAUAUAAUCUAUAUUUACAUUGUAUUAUAAUUUUGUAAUAUCAUCUAAAUUUAUAUUUAAUUUAGAUUGAUUAUAAUCAUGACCUUUUGUCUUGUUACAUUUAACAAAUUUAUACCAAUUAAAUUAACAACUAAAGUUGUGUAUGAUGGAAUAAAGUUUUUGUAUAAUUUUUGUGUAAAUAAUGUUUUGUAAUUAAUAAAUUUAGGAAAAUAUUUUUCCACAAUUUAAUAAAAAUUCUUUUCAUUGAUUUUUCAUUUCAAUGCGUUGGAUUUCAAGAAAAAUGUAUUUUUGAUUUUUAAAUUAAAACAAUACGAAAGCUAUUUAAAUUAAUAAUUAUUUGAUUUUAAAAUAAAUAUGUUUCAUAAUUACAAUAAUUGGUAAGAUUUUAAUCAAAUAUUUUAUUUAUUCUCCAAUUAUAGUUUUUUUCUGCAUAAAGUUGAACAAGCAGUCUCAUCAAGUGAUAAUUCUUACAUUUGGCCAUACAAUGAAUAAUUUACACUUAUUAAAUUGUUUAGAACGUCUGUUUCGUUUAGCAAUGAAGCGUUCCAUCCAGUUAGAAGAGAUUUUUACUUGAUUGUUUGUUUGUUUGUUUUUUUUUUUUUUUUUUUUAUUGAAAAAUGAAGCUCGGAGCAAAGCGGAAGUAUUGAAAGCAUGAAAGAUUACGAGCAUUAUUUCUAAAUUGAACAGUACAUUUUCCAAAAAAUUUAUUAUUUCUUAAUUUUCCAUUUUAAUUGCGUUGUUUACCUUCAUCAUCUUCUCUUUUUUUUGUUUUAUUUAAAUAACUCGUCUUAAGAAAUCUUCUAUCAAGAUAAAGUUUAUCAAUCUUGUUAACAGAUAUAUAUUAUAAUAGUGUAAAAUUUUACUUUUAAACCUAGGUAAAUUAUUUCAUUCAAUGUUUUAACUAUAAAAAAUUGUAGUAUUCAAAGUUAGCGUUCAAUAUAUUUUUUUGUUUUUAUUUACAUCUUAUUAUUGCUAUAGUGAACAGGAACAUUUUAAGUUUUACAAGCAAUUGGCUUUUAUUUAAACUUUAAUGUCUAACAACAAAAAUGCGUUUAAAAGAAUAUAUAAAAUUUUUACCUAUUUUUAAUUUAAAAAUUUGUUAUUUAUUUCUUUUAUUUAAUUAAAUAAUUCAAUAUAAAUUAUUAAUUAAAGAAUUAUUUCUUGAAAAUAAUAAUAUUGCGCAAUUAUAUUUCAAAAUAUUAAAUUUCCGUGAAUUUUAGUUGAAAUUAAAUUUGCAUUAUAGUUAAAAAUUCAACUUUAAUGAAAAUUACUUAAGAAAAAUAUUCUUUUCCUGAAAUUGAACAUUAAUUAUAUGAGUAACAAAGUGUUUUUAGUUUUUUUUUUGUAUGUAUUAUUUUCAUUUUUAACAAUUGGUUGUUAUUUUGUUUUUGAGCACCACUUUUUUUUUAAUGUAUUAUUUAUUUAAUUUUUCUUUUUAUUUAGUGAGCUUUCAGAAUCGUAAGUUACUGUCAUUUAGCCUUCGCUUUUUUAAAGUAUAAAUUUUUUUUAACAAUUGACUUGAGUAAUAGAAAUUGAAACAAAAAUAUUAGAACAAUUUUAUUGUUUAUCUUCUUUUUUUUUAGUUUCAUUUUUGUAUUAUUAUUUGGUCAAUAUUAUUUUUGUAACAAUAGGAAAAAUACUUUCAGUUUAGAAAUUAAAUCUAAUACGCAUUUCAGAUAAAAAGAUCUUUUAUUUUCGACUAAACUAUAAAUUCUAUUUCGUGAUUGUCUCGCUGAUAUUUAAUGAUUUAAGUAUAUUAAUGUAAAUUCACUUCAACUUUAUCGGUUUUUUUUUUUUUG